Messenger RNA from Scophthalmus maximus (turbot), 823 nucleotides. It is a transcript of the gene agr2, whose product is annotated as anterior gradient 2. Lineage: Eukaryota; Metazoa; Chordata; Actinopteri; Pleuronectiformes; Scophthalmidae. The transcript has 8 exons. The coding region runs from base 124 to 630 and encodes 168 amino acids. The record is from RefSeq and is a predicted model, not a curated record. Gene Ontology annotation, cellular component: endoplasmic reticulum.
GGCGGGUCCAACAGGAGCAGGCACUUAAAUAUGGGACAGGUGAGAGUGGAGUUCCAGGUGAUGCUGGAACUGUGGCUGCGAUCCAUAUACUUUCUCACCUGACCAGUCCGGAACAGUAAGCCAAUGAAAAUGAUCAAAGCGGUAUUGUCGUUAGCCUUGGUCCUGGUUACCAUGUCCUCCACCUUUGGGAAAUACAUCCCAAAGACUGGCAAGAGGAUCCCUCAGACUCUGUCCAGAGGUUGGGGUGAUCAGCUGAUCUGGGCCCAGACUUACGAGGAGGCCCUUUAUUGGUCCAGGUCGAAGAAUAAGCCUCUGAUGGUCCUCUUUCACCUUGACGACUGCCCACACAGCCAGGCACUGAGGAAGGUUUUGUCCGACGACAAUGAGAUCCAGAAAACUCUUGAUGAAGACUUCAUCGUCCUCAAUCUGGUGUACGAAACCACAGACAAACAUCUCUCUCCCGAUGGACAGUAUGUUCCCAGAAUCAUCUUUGUUGACCCCACGAUGACAGUGAGGGCUGAAAUAACUGGUCGCUAUGCCAACCGCAUGUAUGCCUACGAACCAAAUGACACCAAACUCUUGUUGAGCAACAUGCAGAAGGCUAAGAAGCUCCUGAAAUCUGAGCUGUGAGGACAAUUACAAGACGCAUGCUCGACUUUGAACCCUGAUCCAUUCUUUGCAUAGAAAACCAAGCACUGGAAAGUUUCCUCGCAUCACCUUCAUUUGAAAUGUUUCCUUCUUGAACUUUGUGCCAAUUCUCGCCUUUGUUAUUAUUGCUGUACACCAAGAAUGUCUUUUAAAUAAAUAUGGAACUGUUCAUGUA